CACUAAAACAAAAUCCAUGUCUUUUGCCACAAAGUUCUCUUCUUCUUCUUCUUCCCUUGCUAAAAUCCCACCUCUUCAAACACUGCUCAAACGAGGCUUUACUCCCACACUCAAAUCCAUCAACCAACUCCUCCUCUUCCUCUCUUCCUCCCGAAGAUUCAACGCUGUUAUCCAUCUCUACUCCCAGUUACAAUCCAACAAUAUCAAUGCCGAUUCCCAAACUCACUCAAUCCUUACUCGCUCUCUCCUCAAAUUGCACAGAUUCGAAGAAGCCGAGCAUCUCAUUAAUACCCAGACUUCAAAAUCUUCCAAUUUCCCCAGAUAUCGAUUUCAGGAUUCUUUAAUUCAAGGAUUCGGUGUUAUCCGGAACAACCCAGAAAAGGGUCUUUUUCUGUUGAAGGAUUGGUUAGCGGAUUCUGGUACUUUGCCUUCUUCUUUUACGUUUCGUUCGUUGAUUCAUAGUUUUGCAUCUCAAGGGAAUAUGGAUAGAGCAAUUGAGGUGUUGGAGUUGAUGACGGGUAAUGUUAGAUACCCCUUUGAUAAUUUUGUUUUUAGUUCUGUCAUUGCUGGUUUUUGUAAGACUGGGAGACCUGAUGUUGCUUUUGAAUUUUUCAAAAAAUGUGUAGAGUUCGGAGCUUUAAGGCCUAAUGUUGUUACUUAUACGGCUCUGUUAAAGGCUUUUAACCUGUUGGGUAGAUUUGAUGAGGCUUGUGAUUUGGUUUCUGGCAUUGAAAAACAAGGGCUGGUUUUGGAUGUUGUUCUUUAUAGCUGUUGUAUUUUAGGGUACUUUAGAAAUGGGUGUUUAAUUGAGGCUUUGAAUAAGCAUAGAGAGAUGGUGGAUCGAGGAAUUAAUCCGGAUAUCGUAAGCUACACUAUUCUUGUCGAUGGAUUUUCGAGGGAAGGCAGCGUGGAAAAGGCUGUUGGGUUUCUGAAGAAGAUGUUGAAAGAUGGGGUGAUGCCCAAUGUGAUUACGUACACGGCAAUCAUGUUAGGAUUUUGUAAGGAAGGGAAAUUGGAGAAGGUAUUUACAUUAUUUAAGGAAGUUCAAGAUAUGGGGAUUGAAGUGGAUGAGUAUAUGUACGCAACACUGAUCUAUGGAGCUUGUCGGAAAGGAGAUUUUGAUUGCGUCUUCCAUCUGUUGGGUGAAAUGGAGAAGAAGGGGAUUAAGCCGAGUGUUAUUACCUAUAACAUAGUCAUCAACGGUUUGAGUAAGGUUGGGAGGACGUCUGAAGCGGAUAGCAUAUUCAAAGAGGCAGGUGGGGAUAUUAUAGCAUACAGUACUUUGUUGCAUGGUUACACUGAAGAAGAGAAUGUGGAAGGGAUUUUUAAGACGAAAGGAAAAUUGGAAGAAUCAGGGCUCCGUAUGGAUGUCGUUGCAUGUAACAUACUUAUCAAAGCACUCUUUAUGGUUGGUGCAUUUGAAGAUGCCCGUGCACUCUACCAAGCAAUGCUGGAAAUGGACUUGAAUGCAAAUCCAAUUACUUAUUGCACAAUGAUUGAUGGCUAUUGUAAAGCAGGUAGAAUAGAGGAGGCACUUGAGGUAUUUGAUGUGUUUAGGAUGUCAUUAGUUUCUUCUGUUGCAUGCUAUAAUUGCAUGAUUAGUGGGCUAUGCAAAGAGGGAAUGGUUGAUAUGGCCAUUGAGGUGAUUAUUGAACUUUGUGAGAAAGGUUUGGUUUUGGACAUGGGUAUCUCUAUGAUGUUGAUCCGGGCAGCUUUUGCUGAAACAGGUGCAGCGGGAGUUAUGAAUUUUGUUUACAAACUCGAGAAUUUUGGGUCAGACGCUUACAAUAGUUUAUGCGGUGAUGCUAUAUGUUUCUUGUGCAAAAGAGGUUUUGUUGAAGCUGCAAGUGAAUUGCACACUGUGAUGAGGUGGAAGGGUUUAAUAUUGAUGAAAAGUUCCUAUAAUCUCUUACUGAAAAAGCUUAUUUACGGUGGGAAAAUGUCUCUAGUUGGUCCUUUUCUUAAUUUCUUUCUAAAAGAGUAUGGCCUUGUUGAGCCUAUUGUUUGCAAGAUUUUGGCACAAUACCUGUGUCUUAAGAAUAUGGACAUUGCACUACGGUUCCUCAAGAAAAUGAAAGAGCUAGUAUCAACAGUCAUUUUGCAUCCCACGGUUUUGAAAAACCUUGUGAAAGAGGGCAGGUUAUUGGAUGCAUAUAAACUUGUCUUAGAAGCCAGGGAAAGUUUCCCUGCUAUGGAUGUGGUUGAUUACUCUAUCCUGGUUCAUGCCCUUUGCAAGGAAGGAUACCCUAAUCAAGCCUUAGAUUUGUGUGCUUUUGCUAAAACUAAGGGGAUUACUCCCAACAUUGUCACAUACAAUUCGGUCAUAAAUGGAUUGUGCCGCCAGGGGUGUCUUAUUGAAGCUCUUCGACUAUUUGACUCGUUAGAAAGAAUUGGCUUGGUUCCCUCUACAGUAACAUAUGCGACACUAAUUGAUAAUUUAUGUAAGCAAGGAUUACUGCUAGAAGCCAAAAAUUUAUUUGAUACUAUGAUAAACAAGGGAUGUAAACCAAAUAUAUGUGUAUAUAAUUCAUUCAUUAUCAAUUACUGCAAGUUUGGUCGGAUGGAUGAAGCUUUGAAGCUUCUAUCUGAUCUGGAGAUCAAGGGUGUUAAGCCUGAUGAAUUCACUGUUAGUGCUCUGAUUUAUGGCUACUGUAAGAAGGGUGACAUGGAAGAUGCUCUUACAUUCUAUUCUGAGUUCAAAAUGAAAGGUGCAUCUCCCGAUUUCUUGGGUUAUAUCCAUAUGGUACGAGGUCUUUGUGCAAAAGGAAGGAUGGAAGAAGCAAGGAAUAUCUUGAGAGAAAUGCUUCAGACAAAAUCUGUUGUAGAGUUGAUAAAUAAUAUUGAUACCAAGACCGAGCCAGAGUCGAUAGAAAGUUUUCUUGUAUUCUUAUGUGAACAAGGAAGUAUCCAAGAAGCUCUGGUUGUUCUUAAUGAAAUUGCAUCUAUACUCUUUCCUAGUCAAAAGUGGUCCAACAUUGAACAAGAGUCUCAAGCACCAAACAAUGUUGUGAAGAGUGAAGUUCCUUCUGCAGUCUCUACAGUGUCAGCAGGAUCCAACAAAAUAUCCGGUUUACAUUGCACAACGAAUGACCCUCAUAAAAUACAUAAGUUGGUGGAAGAUUGUGAUGUUGGAAAAGACGAAUCUCAAUUUCGCGACUUUGGCUGUUACUAUUCCUUACUUAGUUCACUCUGUUCAAAAGGGGAGCAAGACAAAGUGAAUAAAAUCAUGAAUGAAAUGAUUUCAAGUUUGCAGGGAGACCUAUAUUCAAAUUACUGAUAUUUUGGUUUCUGUGUCUAAAAUCUAAAGCUUUUUCUGCUCCUAAUAUGAAGACAGGAAGCCGAGCAGUUACAAGCUAAAGCCAAACGAUAUGAUGCUCUAUGAACUUCUUCUGUUCUUAAAGAAGCUCUGCCUCCUGUUGGUUACACUUGUCUUUUUCAAGAUGCUCAUGUAUUUGGAGUCUUUGGACGAUCACAUCCUGUAUUCAAAUAGGUGUCAGAUAUGGGUGCCAGAGUACUUCAAGAAAACCGAAGAGUCGAAGCAACAUGGCCAUUAGCCGGGUUCGGAUGGCAAAGAUUGCGUUGCUGAUGAGCAUUGCUUGCCGACCUUUUUCCAUGUCGAUCCUGGUGAUUUUGCUAACUGCCGCGGGACACUUUCACAUGUUGACUGGUCUGCAAGAAAUUGGCAUUCGGAAUCAUGUUCGGCUCAGGAUGUUACAGGAGAGCUUCUGAAGAAUGAUAUGGUACAUGGCCUUAUGACUUGUAUAUUCUCAAGCAAUCCCAUUGCAAUAAUGGCUUGCCACUUUGUUCUUGAUGCUUAUGACCAUGAGGUAAUAAGGUCAUUAAGAAAACGUAUAUUUCUCUUUCGCCA
Messenger RNA from Hibiscus syriacus, 3868 nucleotides. RefSeq names its product pentatricopeptide repeat-containing protein At5g57250, mitochondrial-like. The coding region runs from base 17 to 3277 and encodes 1086 amino acids. The transcript has 4 exons. Lineage: Eukaryota; Viridiplantae; Streptophyta; Magnoliopsida; Malvales; Malvaceae. Gene Ontology annotation, molecular function: protein binding. The record is from RefSeq and is a predicted model, not a curated record.